AUGUACAUGCAGUGGGUACUGUGCGACUGGAGCGACGAAUCAUGUGUGAAGAUACUGAAGCAAGCCAAGGAAGCGGUGACGAGCAGCAACGGUGGGGGAAAGGGAAAGGUGAUGAUAGUAGAAAUGGUGGCAGGGCACCAGAGCUGCAGCGAUCGCGAAGCGACUGGAACACUCUUGUAUCUUGACAUGGUAAUUAUGAUGACUGUUGAGGGUAAGGUAAGAACCGAACCACAGUUCGCCAAGCUCUUCUCUGAAGCUGGAUUCGCCAGUUACACCAUUACCCCAGUUUGCGGCCUGCGAGUCCUCAUUGAACUCUAUCCUUAG
This is a messenger RNA of Linum tenue, 324 nucleotides long. Lineage: Eukaryota; Viridiplantae; Streptophyta; Magnoliopsida; Malpighiales; Linaceae. The record is from the annotation of a GenBank genome assembly.